Molecule: messenger RNA, 3351 nt
Organism: Heteronotia binoei (common prickly gecko)
Lineage: Eukaryota; Metazoa; Chordata; Lepidosauria; Squamata; Gekkonidae
Gene: AKNAD1
Product: AKNA domain containing 1
Exons: 19
Coding region: 1-3051 (1016 amino acids)
Source: RefSeq, a predicted model, not a curated record
AUGGAUCAUGUAAGAGUGAAUGAAACAUUACUUGAUAUGCUUGACUACCCUGAGGACAAUACUGAUGAUGAACAAGAGGAACUGCCUUAUGAUGAUGAUCUACAAAAUAUAUAUCCACAUAACAGUGAUUCACAAAAUGUAAAUAAUUUCACUUCUAUAAAAAACACAUCUCAAACUUUGUUCACCUUGCUAUCUCCACAAAUUAGCAAUAAUUCAGAAGAACAAUCAAACUGUCACACACAACAUCAAAGAAUAAAGAUACACCUACAAUCAUCUCCAAGGAAUAAUGGCACUGAAAUUGCUAUGGCAACAAAGGAAUCACCAGCCCAAUAUUUUAACAGUUCAGGAAGAAAUCCACAUUUCCUCAACUCAAACAUUUCAGAUGUCCUUUUACGUCAUUUUCCCAAGGAAGAAUUAUCAAGUUCAUGCCAAUUAAUUGACUAUGAAACUAUUCCAGAGAUAUCACUUACUGAAAGUUUUGAUGAAACAAUCUUAAAUAAAAUUAAAAUUUCAGAAAGUACAAAGAUUUCUUCUCCAAAAGAAAAAAAUGCUAUUGAGAUACAAAGAGAAGAAAAAUGUGAAUCCAUUGAUAAAAGUUGGGAUUUGAUAGAAGGAAAACAAUUUGCUGUAGAUGAGAGAAUGAACUUUAGUUAUGAGAGAAAAAACUGCAAAGAAGAUAGUCCACAAUUCAUAACUCAAAAGGAAGAUACAAUGAAUGAUGUGUUAAAGACAGAAGAAAGAUACCGAGAUAAAUGUUUUCUGGAAACGUCUGGUUCUUCUCAUAAAUUUAGAUAUGGUCAACGUCAGGUUAAUUAUCAGCUUCCCAAUUUCUCUAAGAUUGCUCCAAAGGUCAAAAUACCUAAAGGAAACAAUAAAUCUACACCUGUGAUAAAGAGAACCAAAUCUUCCCCAGAUUUACUUAGUAAAUCAACAAUUGUGAAAGACAUUCUAGAAGAAAUGAAUUAUUUGGAUUGUGUUGCAAUGAAGAAGCAAGAAGCGGAAAUUAAAGUUCCUCAACUUGACCAACAGCUAGAGUUGCUGACAAAACAAGCUGAGGCUCAGAAUCGUAUUGAUCAUCAGCGAUUUAAUGCUAAGAUACUUCCUAGCCCAAAUGGCUGCAGUCCUAAACUUGGCAUUAAAGCAAGAAGUGGUGGAAUAACUCCUGACAUUUCUACAGUUCCACCUGUUACUGUUCCUGUGAAGCCCAUGCUUGGUUUCUCUCAAACUUCUGUUUCAGAGCUGCCAUCUAGAAGAAUGGUCUCUCCACUGCCAUCAGCUGGUGCAUCAGCUGUGAGUCCUCCUUUAUUGCAAAAAGCAACAGAAGGAGAAAAGUUCUCUCAGAUGUUAAAGGAACAGACAGAAGAGCUGAAAACAAAAGUGGAAGUAUUUUCCAAAUAUAUGGCACAAGAUGUGCUUCCCCUUGAAGAACGCCAUCAGAUUUUAAAACUUUUAAAAGAGUAUCUCGAACAACUGGAAUGGAAUUAUUUAGACACAAAAGAGAAACAUUGUGCCUUACAUCUCCAAGGUUACAGGCACUCAUCAACAGACAUUGGAGAGUUUGAUCCUGACAGAAGAGUAGAGGGAGAAAUAUUUAAACUUGGAAUGCUGCUUGAAGAUAUCAAAGAGAAAAUUGUUAAGAUUGGGAGUCCUAACAACUCAGUUGUUACAACCUCUUACUCAUUGGCACCAUGUGAAUCUUAUUCUAGUGGACCUGAGAGUCCAGUGAUUUCAAGCAUUAGUGAGCCUCCAUCCAAGACUGCUACUGGAGUGAAUAUUUUUAAGAAUGAAAACAGAAACCAUCCUGUGGAAAUGAUUAUUCAACAGAGAACAUACCAGCAACCUACUAAAAGUAGUAGUUGUCAUCCUAUUCUUCAGGAACAGUUAGAACCACAAAAGAGAACUGUCUAUGAACAAAGAAUGGAGCCUCUGGAAAAAUCAAGACUGCCAGCAAAUGAGCAAUCUACUCAUUAUUGCUACUUUUCAUCUGACAAAGAAACUAGUGGAUUACAAUCCCACAGGCAAUUUCCAACAAAUCAGAAUUAUAACCAUAAUCAAGAAAACACAGAUGGGAAUUUAAGCUAUUGGGAAAUGAAAUCUCCAACUCCAACCAAUGCCUACAGUAUAAGCAAUAAGGAAUCGAACACCACUAAUCUAACAUUAUUGAAAAAACAAGGAAACAUAACUUAUCCUUCAGAUCACAGUUUCCUUGAGGGGCUGGAAAAUUCUGCAAAGGAACAUAAUAUAAUUAUACAUCCUAGGCUAAAAAUACAGUUAUCAAGUAAACCAAAUAAACAGAUUUAUACCUCUACUUCCAGUAGAAAUAAUAAGGCAGAGUACAAACAGACAAGCAGUGUAAAGGCAGACAGUGAAAGAUUCUCCAUCUUCUUAGAAGGAACAACAGUGGAUCUAGAUGUAUCAGGUAGUGAUACAGAAGAUACUCCAUUUGUGGAAUUAAAAAACAAAUCAACUGAAUUAUUUCUUGAACCAAAGACUAAACAUCAUGAAUUAUGGAGAGCGGAUGCAAGGGAACAAAAAGGUGAAAGUUUUCAUGCUGUAACUUUCUCCUGUCUGCUUUUUAUUUCUGAAGCUUUACCACAAAGGGAUAGGAAAAGCCAUUUUAACAGUGAAAGAAAAAGAAGCAACUUUGAGAAGAGCAAUGAGUGUGGUAUUGCUUGUUCACAUAAGAAAAACCUUGCCCUCCAAAGAUUUUGUUUCAACAAACCACCAGAAGAGUUUAUAUAUAAACUUUCUGACAGACAAAAUCUACAUAUUCCCAAAACUCACUACUCAAGGAUGUAUGAUACUAUUAUCCUUUCACCUCAAUACCUUGACAGUAGGAAUAUCCAUGGAAGAUCAGUGAGUGAGCUGAGAAACAAGCAAAUUGAAGACACAGAAUCGAAGAUCUUAAACUCUACUCUGGAUCAUGUUAUACAGACUGCAAACAGCUUGAAGAGAACCACAGAACACAUGGUGCAUGUCAUUUCAGAAGACUUAGCCAGGGCUAAAACUCAGACAUCUCCUAAUGUUACACCUAACCAGUACUACAUCUGAACAAGUGUUACAAGAAACUGACUAUCUGAAACUAACCAACAAGAACUAAAUACACUUUUUUCUCUUCACUAUAAAAAAAUGUAAACCACAAACCUUCAGUGAAUUAAAAAAAGCAGAAAACGAUAUAUUCCCACAUUUCUGAACAUGGAAUAAGUUUUGCAAAAUUACACCUGUGCAUGGUUCAAUAUGCAUCUUGGGCAAGAAAAUUUAAUAUGGCUAGUUCUGUGUUGACCACGUUUUGGUAUAUUUUUGUGCAAAGAUGAAUGCUAUUUUAUUAUAGAAUAAAAUGUGUUCAGUGUA